Penicillium samsonianum is the source of this 837-nucleotide messenger RNA. RefSeq lists its product as uncharacterized. The transcript has a single exon. The record is from RefSeq and is a predicted model, not a curated record. Bases 1 to 837 code for a protein of 278 amino acids. NCBI's taxonomy places the organism in Eukaryota, Fungi, Ascomycota, Eurotiomycetes, Eurotiales, Aspergillaceae.
AUGUCACACCCACAAACGGAACGCAGAGAAAAUCAAUUCCGCCGAUUGCCCCAAGAACUGUUUGACGCUAUCGCAAAUGAGACUCCUCCGAAUGUCACCAAGCAAAUUGCGAAUGCAAGCUCGAAGCACGAAUGUGCCGACAACAUACUAUGGAGGACUAUUUUCGCCUCAGACGAAUGGAUCAAUCUAGCUGAAAAACUCUUGAAAGAAUCACCAUAUGUAAAGGCCCCAGGCCCGAUUCUUAUUGGCAAAGAUCUAUCAAGCAUCGGCAAUCCAAAUCACAAUAACCAGAAACAUCAUCAAAUUCUCUUAGCGCCCAACGAUUGGACAGGUGACCUACGCUAUCACCGGGAGACUUUUUUCAAUUCACUCAGAACCGACUACCGGUAUCGUCAGAAAGAACAAAAGGUGAUCUUUCCUCAGACAACUCUGAAAACAUCCCCCGGUGGCGAGUGUUUGUCUGUUCCAGGAAUUACUCUGUACAUCGAAAGCCUUGACUCGGCGGAAACGAUCAAGCUUCCUAGAAAAGAGCUUAAACGACUUUUCGACAAGAAGCUCAUACGAACCCAAUAUAGCACAUCUUCGCUAAAGAAGGUGCAGGCCAUCAACAUUUCAGAUGUCUGCGGACUCCUCGGCAAGAGACUGUCCACGCCAGCUGACUUGAGUCCAAUUUGCGGCUUAACGUUCAAGACCAGCAUCGGUCCCUGGCAGCUGAUAUUCAUCACUCCAGAGGCCGAUAAAUACGAGCUCAAACCUAUUGGUCCGAAUGGAGGCUCUGUUCCCGCCGUGACUGGUUGGGAAGGUGUCCGCAAAAACGCUGGAAGAUGGUGGCUGUGA